Myxocyprinus asiaticus (Chinese sucker) is the source of this 4697-nucleotide messenger RNA. Its product is annotated as homeobox protein Hox-B3a-like. Gene Ontology annotation, biological process: regulation of transcription by RNA polymerase II. The record is from RefSeq and is a predicted model, not a curated record. NCBI's taxonomy places the organism in Eukaryota, Metazoa, Chordata, Actinopteri, Cypriniformes, Catostomidae. Gene Ontology annotation, molecular function: RNA polymerase II cis-regulatory region sequence-specific DNA binding; DNA-binding transcription factor activity, RNA polymerase II-specific. Gene Ontology annotation, cellular component: nucleus. The transcript has 2 exons. Bases 50 to 1303 code for a protein of 417 amino acids.
UUCCAGAAGGUCGUCAGGACCCUGGUAGCCGGUAACUCGACUUUUGGAAAUGCAGAAAACGACCUACUACGACAACUCAACACUUUUUGGAGGUUAUUCGUACCAGGGGGCAAACGGUUUUGGCUAUGAUGCCCCGGCACCAGCCUUCCAGAGCUCAGCGCAUCUUGAGGGUGACUACCAAAGCUCUGCAUGCUCCCUACAGUCGCUCGGCACCAGUGCACCCCCACAGCCUCAGCAUGGCAAGACGAAAGAGCUUAACGGCAGCUGCAUGCGGCCCAGCCUGCCACCUGAACACCACCCAACCCCCCAGGUUUCCCCACCUCAGAACCCUAUAAAUGUUGCUGCAUCUAAUGCUACCCAGCAGCCAGGUGGUAGCAGCAAUGGUGGUGGGGCUGGCAGUGGGGGAACAGCCAAACCAUCAUCCAAGUCAUCCUCUCUAGCCCCAAACCCAGCCCUCACCAAGCAAAUCUUUCCUUGGAUGAAGGAGUCACGUCAGAACACCAAGCAAAAAAACAGCUCCCCCAAUGCAAGCUCUGUUAACGCGGAGAGCAGCGGUGGUGAGAAAAGCCCUCCGGGUUCUGCAGCUUCAAAGAGAGCACGCACGGCUUACACCAGCGCACAGCUGGUGGAGCUCGAGAAGGAGUUUCACUUCAACCGAUACCUGUGCCGGCCACGGCGUGUGGAGAUGGCCAAUCUGCUCAACCUUAGUGAGCGGCAGAUCAAGAUUUGGUUCCAGAACAGGCGGAUGAAGUACAAAAAAGAUCAAAAGUCAAAAGGCAUGGGCUCAUCUUCAGGUGGGCCAUCCCCCACAGGAAGUCCCCCCCUUCCGAUGCAGUCUUCAGCUAGUUUCAUGAACUCCAUGCAUUCGAUGGGCAGUUAUGAUGCUCCAUCCCCGCCAUCUUUCAACAAGCCCCAUCAAAAUGCAUAUGCCAUGUCAACAGCCUAUCAGAACCCAAUGAAGGGUUGCCCACCACAACAAAAGUAUGGAAACACUGCUCCGGAUUAUGAUCCACAUGGGCUACAGAGUAACAGUGGCACCUAUGGGACACCAAACAUGCAGGGUAGCCCUGUGUAUGUAGGAGGCAGCUAUGUUGAUGCCAUGCCUGCCACUGGGCCAUCUAUGUAUGGCCUCAAUCACCUACCACACCACCAGUCGGCUAGCAUGGACUACAAUGGAGCCACACAGAUGUCUGCGAACCAGCACCAUGGACCGUGUGACCCACAUCCGACAUACACGGAUCUGUCUGCGCACCAUCCUUCUCAGGGUAGAAUCCAAGAAGCACCCAAGUUGACUCAUCUGUAGCAGGUUUGGACAUAAAAAAAAAAGAAAGAAAAAUUAAAGGAAGACAAACAAAACCGACUAACCCAUGGGGCGAUGCAAUGGGGUUGAAUAAGAUGAUCCAGUGGUUUCUUGCCAUAACUAGAAGACCAAUUUUUGUCAAUGUUGUCCUUUCUUUCAUAUGUGAACCUACCAAUUUUACACGAAUUUAGAAUCCAUAGGUCUAAAUACCCCUUUAAAGUGAAAAACUUCAUGAUACUUGCAUAAAAAUGGCUAGUUUAUGCCAAGGAAUAGAUUUUCUAGCUGUAUGACCUCAUUACAUCAUUGUAAACGUUUUUGUAUUUCUUCAGCAUUGUUGCUGCAUUUUUCACACUUAGGUCCUUUAAAGGCCGGUACGGUAUAGCCUACAUUUAAAGUUACUGCAGGUGCAAGAAAACCACUGGAUUGUUUUCGUCCACUACCCUUAUUUUACAUACCUCUUUUUAAAUGUCUAACUAAACAGUCAGUCUCCUAUGAACUUGUUCGCCAAACAACAGCAAACUGUGCCUUGUCUUUAGCAAGACACAGUGAUCAAGAUAUUCACCUCUUUAUCUGUUUUAAAGGGUUCAAUUCAGUUCAAAAUAUGCUCACGACCCCUAUUAUUUAUAAGUACGUAUAAAUUUGUAAUGGCUUUGAAACAGGGUAAAAAAUAUAAAAAAUAGUUGAGAAUUCUAGUAAAUUCAAUCCCCUCCCCCUCCCUCUCCCUCUCCUCCUCCUCAUACUCUUUUCCCAGUUCUCUAUCCUUCCCAAGCUUUGGGUUCGCCUACAAUAGUCUAAACUAAUACGGAAGGCCCAUAUUUUAUCAUGUCUUGACUUAACGUGGAAACAGGGUAUAUCUGAACAAAAAUGCAUGUCCGGGAAACCGAGCUACGGCGCAGUUUACGCCUAAUACGCUCUCGUCUGGGCAUCAUUGUUGCACUUAGUUUACAUUUAAUGGGUGAGGAAGAAAAGUAAAUCUUAUUUUGAAUCGGAAGGCCUUCAAUCAGCGUCUUUCGCUAAGUGUGUUCAAGUGAACAUUCAUAAAUAUAUAUUUAUUUGUUAUAGCCAGUUUAAAUACUUUCUUUUUUGUAUUAUUUAUCCCCAUGUAUUUAUAUCGAUAAAAUGUACUUUUUUUAGUAUCUACCUGUUAUAAAAAGACGUUGUGUUCUUGUCAUUGUAACAAAUUAAUUUUUAGUUCUUGUAUUUUAGAGAUAUGUAGGUUUAUGUUACCCUUGUAUAAAUAAUGUCUUGACUUGUACAGGGGGCGCAAGAACGGAAUCAAACCGUUCCUGCAUAGUCGAGAAUUAGCGAAUAUAGCGAAACAUUUUGAGAACUUAAUUUGUCCUUUGUAACUACUUUUAUUUCCUUGUUAAGAGUUGGUUGUUGAACAAUUCUUUAAUAAAAUGUUAUGUUAUUCAUUUUCACUCUAGAGAUUCAUGAGUUUACCGAGGUUGUGGGGGUGGGGCAUGGCUGAGCCUGCAAUGGUCACAUGGUGCGAGUCCAAUAGAAUUGCUGAACACCAUUUACUGUUUAUAAGAUUAAAAUAUAUGAUUACAAAUAAUUCCAAGAAUAAAGCGGAAAGUAAAAUAUGACAUAUACAUAUUUUUGUUAGAUCUCGAUAGAUAUGGUUUCAGAUUUGGUUAUGAGCAACUCUAAACGAAUGAUUUAUAAACAACAGAGAAGUUACAUGUGGACCCGUGUUUAUUCAUAACAACAAUAAUAACAACAUCAUAUCAAAUUGUAAGAAAAAAAACAACAAAAAACAAAAACGAUACAACUAAUUUUCCAUUCUAUACAAAACAGUUUGCAAUUACGGUCUCAGUAGCAUAUGUGAAUCUUGUAUCGAAUUAAACAUUACAAUCUGUUAACAUAUAUACUGCCUUGAUGUUUCUAAAUAGCCCAUGCAAAAACACUAGCGUUAUCAUCACAGAGAGACCUCACUAAGCAAGCUUGCUUAUUGCUGUACAAACAAAAUACAGUGAAAAAUCUCAUCAUAUCCGGAUGCAGUGUACAAACAUGAGGUAUCACACAGUCUAAUGUUGUAACAAUGUUUCAUGCAUUCCUGGAAGCCUUACUUUUAGAUAUUAGAUACAUUAUUAGAUAGAUAGAUAGAUAGAUAGAUAGAUAGAUAGAUAGAUAGAUAGAUAGAUAGAUCUUAAAAAAUAAUUAAAACCGCUGUCCUCGGAUAAUACACAUCCCUUUGUUAUGUCCCAGAACAUCAUCAUUAUUAUUUUCUAGUGAAAAACAUCCAGAUGCAAAAAUAAAAAUAAAAUCACUUGUUCAUCAAUUGUUCAUGUAAGCACUGUGCGAAAUAUAAACACAUAAAAACACUCAAACAAGAAAUAAAAAGAGAGAUUAUCAUUGCGUCCAUGUCUCUCGCAGUCAACUCUGUUCUGAAGUAGAGAAGGGCCUUGCAGAUUGACCUUUUCCCGAAGUGCCCACGGCCUACAGCGUGCUUUGUAUUUGCCUUAUAAUGCCAAGACACCCACACAUGGUUAUAGCUGUUUCCACAUUCUUUUAGGCAAAAAAAAAAAAAAAAAAAAAAAGACAAAACGGAGCUCGUGUUUUACAAAUCCGAACUAAUGUUGUGAAGUUUAUUACAGCGUGCCAGCUGCAACACAGUUUAGUGUUAACCUCUGUUGUGCAUAAUCCUAUCAAUACGACGCGCCAAUAGAAUGUAUCCAUUGCUGUAAAACUUAAUUCUGGAAAAAUCCACAAAUCUGCAGAAUAAUGGGGGUUUUCUUUGUUGUGAUCUUGAAGGAAAAAAGACGAAUUCUUGAGGGUGGCUGCUGUCAAGCGCUUUGCCGGCGAAAAGAUUGAUCACCCUUGCUGCCUCUCCACUCCUGCUCUAAAAAUAUCUACCCCCUUUUCCUAUUCGUUUUCAACUUUGACGCAACCAAUUUAGUCCAGUUUUUCAUCAACUAAAAUUAUAUUCUUGGUUACUUCGUCCAAUCAGCAAAAGAUAUGCAUUUAUAAAUGAACACACGGAAUUGGUGAGAAUUUCCAUUCGUAAACGUGACCUCACAAGUCACGAUUAACUUUGGCUAUUCAUACAUUUUUAACAAACUAAGCGUUUCUCUCUCUCUCUCUCUCUCUCUCUCUCUCUCUCUCUCUCUCUCUCUCUCUCACUCACACACACACACACACACACACAAGCGCGCGUACACACACACAACUCUUAUUCGUACUGUUUAAAUUCAUCUAUAGCCUUGUUAAGCUUGAAAAUAAGUAAAAUAUUCGUCCAAAUAGAAUAAUUGUCUAACCUGAAUUUUACUGCAAAUAUUCGUGCGUUAAGGUCCUGUGGUUUCAGAAAUCCUUCAGAGGCUGAGUAACAAUCUAAUUCAAGGUAAACCCCUCAAAAAAAAAAAAAAAAUAAAAUAAAAAAAAAAAAAAAAAAAAA